UCGUCCUACUUUUUAUGUCGGCCGUUCGAUCUGUUGGCCCUCUCUGUUGCAUCACUAGGAGGCGAUAGCGGUAGUGGCGUUAAUGGGGCGGCCGCCGGCGAAACCCACACGACUCCUCCGGGAAACCGCUCCCUGAGCCGCCCCCCUCGCUGGCCGCGAUGGCCGAUCGAAGCCGCGCCUCCCACGGCUCCUCCGCCCUCCUCGCGCCGCUGUUCCUCGCCUUGAUCCCCUUCUCCCUGGUUCGCCCUGCUUCCGAUCCGUCGGCGAUCGUCACCGGAUCGAAUUACGGAGCCCUCCCUCCCGCCCGGAACCACGUCGUCAGGUUUCUGGAGUACCGGAUGGCAGAAGAUCACCGGGCCUACCUUGCUGAGAAUCUUGGAUCCCGGAACGGGUGGUGGUGGGUCGAGCGAAGGAACCCGGCGGCUUCGUUUCCUACGGAUUUCGGAGUUUUGGAGAUUGGGGAUCUGUAUCGGGCUUCGCUGAUCGAAGAGCUCCGAAGGUUGGGGCGGGUGAAGGAUGUAUACGUCGAUACGAGUUAUUCGAGGAGUUUGUUCGUGGAGGAGAGUCCCAAAGGCGGUAACUUCUAUGAUUUGGAGAAGCGGCCUGGGAAGAUUUUCACAUCGAUGUCUUUUGAAGAAGGAGAGGAGGUGGUUUAUAGUCCGGUUAGCAAUGCUUCCAUUAGCUGGAGAAGAAAGCUCAUGAUGCAGAGAUCUCAAGUUACUUCUCUUUUUGGAGCUGACAGACUUUGGACUAAGGGUUUCACUGGGAGAAGGGUCAAAAUGGCAAUUUUUGAUACUGGUAUUCGAGCAGAUCACCCACAUUUUCGUAAUAUUAAGGAACGCACAAAUUGGACAAAUGAAGAUACACUAAACGACAACCUUGGGCAUGGCACCUUCGUAGCCGGAGUUGUUGCUGGUGAAGAUGCAGAGUGCUUGGGUUUUGCUCCAGACACUGAGAUAUAUGCUUUUCGUGUAUUUACAGAUGCUCAGGUUUCUUAUACAUCUUGGUUUCUUGAUGCAUUUAAUUAUGCUAUAGCCACCAACAUGGAUGUGCUAAAUCUGAGUAUUGGUGGACCUGAUUAUCUUGAUCUCCCAUUUGUAGAGAAGGUGUGGGAGCUCACAGCAAAUAAUAUUAUCAUGGUGUCAGCUAUUGGAAAUGAUGGACCUCUGUAUGGAACCCUUAAUAAUCCUGCUGAUCAAAGUGAUGUUAUUGGAGUCGGUGGUAUUGAUUACAAUGAUCAUAUUGCUUCUUUCUCCUCGCGUGGCAUGAGUACUUGGGAGAUUCCUCAUGGUUAUGGUCGCGUCAAACCAGAUGUUGUUGCCUAUGGUCGUGAAAUUAUGGGAUCUAAGAUCAGCACUGGUUGCAAGAGCCUGUCAGGUACUAGUGUUGCAAGUCCAGUUGUUGCAGGUAUUGUCUGCUUGCUUGUGAGUGUCAUACCCGAGAGCAUGCGAAAAGAUUAUUUGAAUCCUGCAAGCAUGAAGCAAGCACUAGUUGAGGGUGCAACCAAACUUUCUGGUCCUAACAUGUAUGAGCAAGGCGCAGGCAGAAUUAACCUUUGGGAGUCAUAUCAGAUCCUGGAAAAUUACCAACCACGAGCUAGCAUUUUUCCCAGUGUCCUUGACUACACAGAUUGUCCUUACUCCUGGCCUUUCUGUCGGCAGCCUCUUUAUGCUGGGGCUAUGCCUGUUAUUUUCAAUGCAACUAUACUUAACGGCAUGGGUGUGAUUGGUUAUGUUGAGACGCCACCAACAUGGCAUCCUUAUGAUGAAGUGGGCAACCUGCUUAGCAUUCAUUUCACCUAUUCUGAUGUAAUCUGGCCUUGGACCGGAUACCUUGCACUUCACAUGCAGAUUAAGGAUGAAGGUGCUCAGUUCUCUGGGCUAAUUGAAGGUAAUGUGACACUUAAUGUGUACAGCCCAUCACCUCCCAGAGAAAAAGGGCCACGAAGUAGUACGUGUGUGCUAUAUCUGAAACUAAAAGUUGUUCCAACACCACCUAGGUCAAAAAGAAUUUUGUGGGACCAGUAUCACAAUAUAAAGUAUCCACCUGGAUACAUUCCGAGAGACUCCUUAGAUGUCCGAAAUGACAUCCUUGACUGGCAUGGUGACCACCUGCAUACAAAUUUUCAUAUCAUGUACAAUAUGCUAAGGGAUGCAGGAUACUAUGUUGAAACACUUGGGUCACCUCUGACAUGUUUUGAUGCUAGUCAUUAUGGAGCACUGCUUAUGGUGGAUCUUGAAGAUGAAUACUUCAAAGAAGAAAUUCAGAAACUUAGGGAUGAUGUUAUAAAUGGAGGGCUCGGUAUUGCUGUCUUUGCUGAAUGGUAUAAUGUAGAUUCAAUGGUUAGAAUGAGAUUUUUUGAUGACAACACGCGGAGUUGGUGGACACCUGUUACUGGUGGUGCAAAUAUUCCAGCGCUUAAUGAACUUUUGGCUCCACUUGGUAUUGCUUUUGGGGACAAAAUCUUGAAUGGUGAUUUCUCCAUCAAUGGAGAACAGAGCCACUAUGCCUCUGGUACUGAUAUUGUAAAAUUUCCACAAGGUGGUUAUUUGCAUAGUUUUGAAUUCCAGGACAAUUCAGAAAGUGGUGCAACACAGAACAUUCUUUCGGCUUCUGGGAUGACUAAGGUUUCCCCAAUUCUUGGUCUUGCGGAAGUCGGGAAGGGGAGGGUUGCAGUGUAUGGAGAUUCAAAUUGUCUUGAUGGCAGUCAUAUGGUAACAAACUGCUAUUGGCUUCUGAGGAAGAUACUAGAUUUCACUAACAGGAAUGUCAAAGAUCCUGUGCUUUUCUCAGACUCUGCUAAAACUAGCAAGCCAUUGCAUGAAGAAGAGAGCCGGCUACCAUUACGCAGAACAGAUGUAAAUUUUUCUUCAUAUUCCUCAGUAGUGGGCAAAGAUUUGAUCUGUCAUCAUGACUCUAGGUUUGAGGUCUGGGGGACAAAAGGAUAUGGUAUUCACCAACUCACUGGUAGGAAUAGAAAACGGUAUUCAACUAUUGAUAUGGUUAAUGAUUCGAACAAUACGGUGAUAGAAUUCAAUGUGGAGGUUGAUGAAGCAACAACACAUAAGGGCUCAGGAAAUUAUUCUGGAUUAGUUGAUCGAAACAAAUCCAGGAACAGCAUUGAUUUCUUAGGGCUGCUCAACCAUGAUGAGGUUGACAUACCUAUGCUGAUGGCAGGUCAAUGGAUCAUUCCGUUAUUGGUUGCUUUGGCUUGCCUUCUAUCAUUCUUAAGCUGGCGAAUGCGACAGAAGCGACGAAGACGAAGGAAGGGGUCCGCAUCGGGUCGGCUGAUGAACAUGGUGUAGUAGCUAGCCACGGUUUAGUAGCGUUGGUUGGAGGAUCUCUGUUUUACUGGUUGCGCAUACACCGAGACGCUAUCCAAAAAGGAAUGAAUGCAGUAGGAGACUUCAGGUAUAGCUUACGGGGUCAGACAUUCUUGACAGGUUGAGUAGUUCAUUUUUGUGAGGUUGUACAUGAAACUGAUGCUCUGCCUUUAACCCUGAAAAGAGAGAGAGAGAGAGAGAGAGAGAGAGAGAUUGGUCGAGAAGAUGCGGAAGUACGUGGUGUUGUAUCAUCAUCAAUUAUUUAUUUUUCUUAUUACAAAUAUUUGCUGUAACUUAUAUCAUAAUUUAUUUUUAUUUUGUCUUUUGUUACA
This is a messenger RNA of Musa acuminata subsp. malaccensis (wild Malaysian banana), 3655 nucleotides long. RefSeq names its product subtilisin-like protease SBT6.1. Gene Ontology annotation, cellular component: Golgi apparatus. Lineage: Eukaryota; Viridiplantae; Streptophyta; Magnoliopsida; Zingiberales; Musaceae. The record is from RefSeq and is a predicted model, not a curated record. Gene Ontology annotation, molecular function: serine-type endopeptidase activity. Gene Ontology annotation, biological process: proteolysis.